This is a messenger RNA of Rodentolepis nana, 384 nucleotides long. Lineage: Eukaryota; Metazoa; Platyhelminthes; Cestoda; Cyclophyllidea; Hymenolepididae. The record is from the annotation of a GenBank genome assembly.
AUGGAGCAAAUCACUGAAGCCCAGCGACUUCGUGAUGACUUUGAGGCUACAAAGGCUCGACUCCUCUCCGGCCUUCAGAACCAAUUCUUUGUGUCGCGAAAUACUGCCACUCGUUCCGAAGCGAUCAUGUCUUGUGAGAAUUCAUCAUCCCUCUCAGAGGGUCAAGAAUUCUUUAGUUCCAGCGGACAAUCCUCACCACGCACUCCCAAAGGAAGUGAAGUCGAUUCCGUCAUUUGUAUGGCAGAAUUUGUUUCAAGGCAUCUGGAGAAAUAUUUUCAGGAAUUUCUUGUUAAACUAACGCUUGAAACGGAGAUUUUUGACGAUCAAGAAGCUGUAGAUUGCGUUGGGGAGCACCUUCGACUGGUUUCAAGUUUUACGCCAUGA